AGAUAAAAUGUGGUUUAUUCGAAUCUAUAAACAGAGCAUCCACCACCGCCCCCAGGAUUGCAAUUGUUCCGUCUUUCCUCUCUCCUCCGGCGAUCUCCUUUUGCUCGGCCUCGCGGGCGUCGAUUCCCUCCCUGAAAAUCUGUCUUAACCAGGAAAACUAAGACGAUCCAGCGUGCGAAGGCUUAUCCGUUUGGUCUCCUGAUUCUCCUUCGCUUAAGAACAUUCCUACGCUGCGAUUUCCGACCCCUUUUUGGGUACGGGAAAAAGGGGAGCAACAAUCUACUCAAGAGAGAACCAUGUCAAUAUCUACCAGCCCAUCGUCAGUUUUGACUCCAAAAUUGCACUAUGAUAAUGAUGAGGAUGUUGCUUUGCUCACUGCUGUUAAUGAUGAGCACGGGGGUGUCAUUGUUGAAAUGAAGGAUCCCAUGAAUUCUACAGAUUUCAGUAUUUCAUUAAGAACAUCCUUAACAAAUUGGAAGAAGCAGGGUAUAAAAGGUGUGUGGAUUAAGCUUCCAAUAAAACUUGCAAAUCUUAUUGAAGUUGUUGUUCAGGAGGGAUUUUUAUACCACCAUGCAGAACCAACUUACUUAAUGCUGGUUCGUUGGCUUCCUAAUACUCAACACACGAUACCUGCGAAUGCCUCACAUAGAGUUGGAAUUGGGGCUUUCGUGAUGAACGAUAACAGAGAGAUUUUGGUGGUCCAAGAAAAGAAUGGCAUACUUAGAGGAUCAGGGUUUUGGAAAUUUCCUACGGGAGUUGUCGAACAAGCUGAAGAUAUACAUGUGGGAGCAAUAAGGGAAGUAAAAGAAGAGACAGGAAUUGAUACUGAAUUUGUUGAAGUUCUUGCAUUCAGGCAGACCCAUAAGUCAUUCUUCGAGAAGUCAGAUUUCUUCUUUUUAUGCUUGUUGCGCCCUCUUUCAUUCGACAUUCACAUACAAGAACUAGAAAUUGAAGCUGCCAAGUGGAUGCCAAUUGAGGAGUAUGCAGAACAACCUUUUGUCCAGAAUCAUGAGCUGCUGAAGUAUAUUCUUGAUGUUUGCUUGGCAAAGAUCGACAAAGGCUACUCUGGAUUCUCACCUGUUCAAAUAAGCUCAACUUUCUUUGGCCAAGAAAGAGAGGACUGCCUCUUCCUAAACAGCAGAGACUUCAAUCAUUAAAGACCUGUUGAAUCCUGAAUUCAAAUCCUGUAGAGCGGCCCUCUGUAGGCCCCUUUUCGGUUCCAGUUAUGGUGGACUUCUUGAAGACCAACAUAAAAAUCUGGAUAGCCAAAAAAUGGCAUAUGAGGGGCUCCUCUAGAGGAUUUGUAUUCUUGUAAAUGUUUGUUUUUGAUGUUUACUGUUCUCAGUUGCGAUAUAUGACUUCAAAACAACUAUAUGUCCAUUUUACAUGAGCUGUACUGUGAAAUCAUUAUGAUUAGAGGAUGCAUUCGCUUUAGUUUUGA
Molecule: messenger RNA, 1441 nt
Organism: Zingiber officinale
Lineage: Eukaryota; Viridiplantae; Streptophyta; Magnoliopsida; Zingiberales; Zingiberaceae
Product: nudix hydrolase 2-like
Exons: 9
Coding region: 297-1157 (286 amino acids)
Molecular function (GO): ADP-ribose diphosphatase activity; NAD binding; NADH pyrophosphatase activity
Source: RefSeq, a predicted model, not a curated record